Messenger RNA from Condylostylus longicornis, 910 nucleotides. RefSeq names its product modular serine protease-like. Gene Ontology annotation, biological process: proteolysis. The coding region runs from base 1 to 810 and encodes 269 amino acids. Gene Ontology annotation, molecular function: serine-type endopeptidase activity. Lineage: Eukaryota; Metazoa; Arthropoda; Insecta; Diptera; Dolichopodidae. The record is from RefSeq and is a predicted model, not a curated record. The transcript is spliced from 2 exons.
AUGGUUUAUGAGCCAGAUUCAAUUCCUUUAUUAUAUAAAAGCUCUCCAGCUGAAAUUAUAUCAGCACCAUGGCAUGUUGGUAUAUAUGCAAAUUACACCGGCAAUUUUGAAUUUCAACAAAUAUGUGGAGGCACAUUAAUUCAUUCAAAUAUUGUAAUAUCAGCUGGACAUUGCUUUGAUAAUCCAGCUACAGGGAAAAAGUAUCCAGUAUCAAAUUAUCUUGUUGCUGCUGGUAAAAAAUAUCGAAAAUACGAGGUUAUUGAAAAGUUUCAAUAUUUUGCUGGUAUAAAAGAAAUACACACACCUCAAAAUUAUCAAGCAGAACCAUUACGAAAUGAUAUUGCAGUUUUAAUUUUGGAUCAUCAUAUUCAAUAUACUAGCCAUAUUAAACCCAUAUGUAUUGAAUGGAAGCCAUAUAAUGAAUAUCUUGUUCAAGAUAGAAUUAUCGGAAGAAUUUAUGGAUGGGGAUCAACCUCUUCAGAUGAUGAAUCACCCGGAGAACUACAAACAAUUAAUAUGUUAACAAUUGAAAAUGGAUUAUGUAAAAGAAUGGUCCAUCCAAAUUUUAGAGCAGAUAUCGGUGGUGAUAAAUUUUGCUCAACGAAUGAAGAAAAUGCUACUGCUUGCCGUGGUGACAGUGGCGGUGGUUUUGUUAUCGCAAGUGGAUCGCAUUUUUUGUUAGGAGUUGUUAGUACUGGAAUAGAUUUUAAGAAAUAUUGUUCAGAUGGUUUCAUAACAACAUGUACAAAUAUACAAUUUUUUCAAGAUUUUAUAAAAUCGGUUAUUACAAAGAGUAGAGAAAAUGAUUAAAGAAUAAAUUAUUUGUAAAACUAAAACAAGCCACUAAUUUCUACCAAUUGUUUUUAACAUUCGGUGUAUACUGGUACAAGGCAUACACAAUAAACUGUUU